UACAGUCCCACGGCAAUUGUCAAGCCAUUCUACUUACAGUCUCAUACAUGAAGCAGAUACAUGAAGAAACGCAGUAGAACGCUAAAGGUGAAAUCUUUGAUAAUGGGGGAGAGGGAAAGUGGCGAGAGUGGGUGGGUGACCUUUGGAUUUGGACAGAAAGACUGAAGAGGAAAUCAAUAACGUGCUUGCCGGCCAUUAAAAAUCCUCUUUUUCUCGCUACGUCGCCCCCUUACUCUGUUUCACGUUUCUUCUGUUUUAGGUUUAUUAUUCAACCUUUUUUAGGCUUUGUAUUUCUUAUUGACACGUUGGAGACAAUUGUGGAGGGAGAUUAGAAGAAAACGCAGAAAGAAGAAAGUUGGAUUAAAAAAAAAAAGGUGGGAUUUUUAUCUCGCGCCUCCUGUAAAAUGUGGGAAGUUAACUUUUUUCAGAAUCUAUUGGAAGAGUUGAAGCAAAUUUUUAUUUCAGAAAAAAGUGCUCUCUAGGGUUUUGAUGGCUUUGCUUACCAUUUUUGUGAUCGAUAGAUGUGGGUCGAGGGUGAGAUGUAGCUUUUAAUGGCUUUUUGUUAUUUAGUUUAGUCAAUAGAGGAAGCUAAACUGGAGCUAGUAAUCCAAGCAAUGAAUUCUGAUUGAAUCUGUAACCAUUUUCGCUUUUUCGCUUAUCGAUUCGAGCGGCAAAUGUCAUCUAGGGUUUGAAUUGGUUUGGAUUAUCUUCUGUGUUGACUGGGCUUGCUGAUUGUGAUGCUAUUUUCAUGGAUGCUUGAGGCUUUUGGAACCACUCAGGUUUGUUCAUGGAGUAUUUGCUAGCAAUAACUGUGGAGAUUAAAUCUCCUAAUGGUUCUAAACCACCUCUUGGUGACUGAAAUUGACUUUAUAACAUCAAAUCCCAUCAAUAAUCAGAUAUAAAGACUUGAAUAUGUUGAAAUCUGAUAGAGUUCUUCCUCCUUCCUCCUUUGAAGCUACAGUGCUACUGGUUCUUCUGUUCAUUCAUGGAUCCCAAGGGAUUAACAUGGAAGGCCAUUACCUCUUGGACAUUAAGAGUAAACUCAAGGGUGGUCCGAGGCACCUCUCCAAUUGGAAUUCUGGCGAUGUAACACCGUGCGGCUGGGCCGGAGUGAAUUGCUCGAGCGAUUAUGAUCCGGUUGUCGUUUCCCUCGAUCUCAACUCCUUAAAUUUGUCUGGUGUUCUAUCUCCGAGCAUCGGCGGUUUAACGCACUUAUCUUAUCUUGACCUAUCCUUCAAUAGCUUCUCAGGAAUCAUCCCUGCAGAGAUCGGAAUGUGCUCAAAUCUUGAAGUUAUGUACAUGAACAACAAUAACUUCGAAGGCCAAAUCCCGCCGGAAUUCAACAACCUGACCUCCUUAAUCAAGUGCAAUAUCUGUAACAAUAGACUCACCGGACCUCUUCCCGAUGAGAUUGGAAACCUCUCAUCUCUGGUAGAGUUAGUAGCAUACACCAACAAUCUUACAGGUCCGCUGCCUCCAUCCAUCGGCCGACUUAAGAACUUGGAGACCUUUCGCGCCGGGCAGAACAUGAUUUCUGGUAGCAUUCCUGUAGAGAUAAGUGAAUGUGAGAGAAUAGAAUUCCUGGGCCUCGCACAGAACCAGCUUGAAGGUGAGAUUCCAAAAGAGAUUGGGAAGCUGAAGUUCCUUAGAGAACUGAUUCUUUGGGGCAAUGAUUUGUCUGGAUCAGUCCCCAAAGAAUUAGGAAAUUGCACAAGCUUAGUUACUCUUGCACUUUACCAGAACAAUUUUGUUGGUGGAAUCCCUGUAGAGCUGGGGAACUUGAAGAAUAUAGAGAGGCUCUAUCUUUACAGGAAUGGACUGAAUGGAACUAUACCAAAGGAGAUUGGUAAUCUUACACGGGCGACGGAAAUUGAUUUCUCAGAAAAUUUUUUGGUGGGAAAAAUUCCUGCAGAAUUGAGGAACUCAAAAAAUUUACGGCUUUUAUAUCUCUUCCAAAACCAGCUAUCUGGUUUCAUACCACCUGAGCUCUGUGAGCUGAGUAAUCUGACAAAUCUUGAUCUGUCAAUUAAUAACCUCACUGGAUCUAUCCCAAUUGGGUUGCAGUACUUGCCUCGGUUGCUUCAAUUUCAACUCUUUGAUAACAAUCUUUCGGGCGAUAUUCCUCAUGGACUUGGUGUUUAUAGUCCUCUUUGGGUGGCAGAUUUUUCAAACAAUAACCUCACUGGACAAUUGCCUGUUCAUCUGUGCAAAAAUUCCAAUCUUAUUAUGCUAAAUUUGUGGUCCAACAAGAUUACGGGCAAUAUACCCAGCGGAAUCAUAAACUGUAAAUCAUUGAUGCAGCUUCGGUUGGGUGAUAAUAGUUUGACAGGCAGUUUCCCUGCUGAUUUAUGCAAGCUUGUUAGGUUGAGAACCAUUGAGUUGGAUCAGAACAGGUUCAGUGGACCUAUUCCUACUGAGAUAAGGAACUGCAAAGCUCUGCAGAGGCUCUCUCUCCCAAUCAAUUUCUUUUCGUCCGAGCUUCCUCGAGAGAUUGGUGAUUUAUCAGAGUUGGUUUUCUUCAACAUCUCUUCCAAUAGAAUUGGAGGAAGAAUUCCUCCAGAAAUUGUUAGUUGCAGGGAACUUCAAAGGCUUGAUUUCAGCCAGAAUAGGCUUACUGGAGCGCUACCAAAUGAUAUUGGAACACUCCUACAGCUGGAACUGCUGAUUCUUUCUGAUAACAAGCUUUCAGGAACAAUUCCUUCCAUUCUGGGCAACCUUUCUCAUUUAACAGAAUUGCAGCUUGGUGGGAAUAUGUUUUCUGGCAGCAUUCCGAAGGAGCUUGGUCAACUUUCGAGCUUACAGAUAGCCAUGAAUCUCAGCUAUAACAAUCUCUCUGGUCACAUUCCACCUGAGCUUGGGAACUUAGCUUUACUAGAAUAUCUUUUACUCAACAACAAUGGCUUGGAUGGUGAAAUCCCUUCUACUUUCGUGAAUCUCUCCAGCUUGCUUGGUCUCAAUGUCUCAUACAAUAAUCUCAGCGGACCUAUCCCGUCGCUACCGCUCAUUCAAAACAUGGCUUCGAGUAGUUUCGUAGGAAACAAGGGUCUUUGUGGUGAACCUCUUAGCAGUUGCAAUGGACCUUCAACUCCUUUACCAGUUCCAGAAUCAGCUAGGAAUCCAGCUGGUAAGAUAGUUGCUGUAACUGCAGCUUCUGUUGGAGGAAUCGCUCUUAUUCUUAUAGCAGUUAUCAUAUACUACAUGAAAAGACCGUUGGAGACUGUCACUCCUUUCCAAGACAAACAAACUUCAUCUUCAACCUCUGACUUGUAUAUAUGUCCCAAAAAAGGAUUUACAUUCCAGGACCUAAUUGCAGCCACAAACAAUUUUGAUGAAGCUUUCGCCAUUGGAAGGGGUGCGUGCGGAACUGUUUAUAAAGCUGUUAUUAGUGAUGGUUUGGUGAUCGCUGUUAAGAAACUUUCGUCUAACAGAGAGGGUAAUCAUACUGACAAUAGCUUCCGUGCCGAAAUAUCGACUCUCGGUAACAUACGACAUAGGAACAUUGUUAAAUUGUAUGGCUACUGCUAUCAUCAAGGUUCAAAUCUUCUUCUUUAUGAAUAUUUGUCAAGGGGUAGUCUCGGCGAGAUGCUUCAUCGGCAAUCUUCGAACCUGGAUUGGGAUACGAGGUUCAUGAUCGCUGUUGGAGCUGCUCACGGUCUCUCUUAUCUGCACCAUGAUUGUAAGCCUCAGAUUAUUCACCGAGAUAUCAAAUCGAAUAACAUACUAAUUGAUGAGAAUUUUGAGGCGCAUGUUGGUGAUUUUGGAUUAGCCAGGUUGAUUGAUUUACCACAGUCGAAAUCCAUGUCUGCUGUUGCUGGAUCCUAUGGAUAUAUCGCGCCUGAAUAUGCAUACACAAUGAAGGUCACAGAAAAAUGCGAUAUUUACAGCUACGGUGUAGUCCUGCUGGAACUCCUGACUGGGAGAGGUCCCGUGCAGCCAUUAGAGCAAGGAGGAGACCUCGUCACUGUGGUGAGAAAUUACAUUAGGGACCAUUCCUUGGAUUCUGGAAUUCUGGAUCGUCAGCUGAAUCUUGAAGACAGUAAUGUUGCAGAUCAUAUGAUUAUUGUUUUAAAAAUUGCUCUUUUAUGUACGAAUAUGUCGCCAUUUGAUAGGCCGCCUAUGAGGCAAGUUGUGCUGAUGUUAAUGGAGUCUAGAGAAAGGUUUGGCAGCUCUUCUUCCUCGCCACUUUCUGAUCUCAUUUCUAGGGAGGAUGAUAUUUUAUGAUGUGAUUAGUGUUUUUAAUCAUAGUAAAUGUUUAUAUUCUUUUUUUUUUUAG
This is a messenger RNA of Phalaenopsis equestris, 4273 nucleotides long. Its product is annotated as probable leucine-rich repeat receptor-like protein kinase At5g63930. Lineage: Eukaryota; Viridiplantae; Streptophyta; Magnoliopsida; Asparagales; Orchidaceae. The record is from RefSeq and is a predicted model, not a curated record. Gene Ontology annotation, molecular function: protein kinase activity; protein binding; ATP binding. Gene Ontology annotation, biological process: hormone-mediated signaling pathway; protein phosphorylation. The transcript is spliced from 3 exons. Bases 913 to 4221 code for a protein of 1102 amino acids. Gene Ontology annotation, cellular component: plasma membrane.